Microdochium trichocladiopsis is the source of this 1983-nucleotide messenger RNA. Its product is annotated as carbon-oxygen lyase-like protein. The record is from RefSeq and is a predicted model, not a curated record. The coding region runs from base 58 to 1683 and encodes 541 amino acids. The transcript is spliced from 3 exons. Gene Ontology annotation, biological process: pectin catabolic process. Gene Ontology annotation, molecular function: carbon-oxygen lyase activity, acting on polysaccharides; carbohydrate binding. Lineage: Eukaryota; Fungi; Ascomycota; Sordariomycetes; Xylariales; Microdochiaceae.
GACUUGUCGAACGACGACGUCUAACCAUAAGCUCUGUCAUCGGAGGACACCGCCGCGAUGCUGCUCCAAGUGCUGCUGACAACCCUCCUCGCCUGCGUGGCGCAGGUCUGGGCCAUCACCGUGUCGACCACUUCGGCCUCGUAUGUGAUCGACGCCCAGAGCGAGAACGCCUUUGUCGUUACCAUCAGCCGCAGCACGUGCGACAUCACCUCGCUGCGGUACCGUGGCAUCGAGUAUCAGUACUCUGGCCAGUUCAGCCACAUUGGCUCGGGCCUCGGCAGUGGAACCGCAGUUUCCUACUCAACGAGCCCUUCUGGCAACACCGUCAUCGUCCGCUGCGGCCAGACGGGUAAUGGCUUCAACCUGGCGCACUACAUGGUCCUGCGCCACGCGGAGCCUACCAUAUACAUGGGCACGCAGACCAACGCGGAGCCCAGCAUCGGCGAGCUGCGCUACAUCUUCCGCCUGACCGGCCUCUUCAGCUCGUACCCGUUCGGUGACGCCUCCAACACCGUCGGCAGCACAUCUGCCGUCGAGGGUAGCGAUGUCUACAUCGUCAAUGGCCAGACGCGCUCCAAGUUCUACUCGUCCGAGCGCUUCAUCGACGACCGCGUCUACUGCUCGACCGACAGCGGCGCCACCGUCCAUGCCUGCUUUGUCCGCCCCAACCACCAGGCCACAGAGAAGAGUUCUGGCGGCCCCUUCUUCCGCGACAUCAACACCAACCCGAACGGUGCCUACACCUCUCUCACCUACUACAUGAACUCGGGCCACGUCCAGACCGAGGCCUUCCGCCAGGGCUUCCACGGCCCGUAUGUCUUCACCAUGACUCGCAGCGGCAUCCCCAGUGCUGGAUCAUUCGACCUCUCCUGGUUCGACAGCCUAGGCCUCCAGGGCUAUGUCCCGAUCAGCGGCAACCGCGGCUACGUGUCCGGCACUGCCUCUGGCGUCUCGACGGCAUUCCCCAUUGUCGUGCACUGGUUCAAUAGCGGCUUUCAGUUCUGGACCUACGCGAGCUCCAACGGCGCCUUUGGGUCCCCUCCCAUGCCUGCAGGCACCUACACCAUGAACCUGUACCAGGACGAGCUGCUUGCCGCUACAGCCAGCGUCUCUGUCACUGCUGGGAGGACCACGAGCCAGAACAUCGCCGCCACCAAUCCAAUCAUCACCCAGACACGCACAAAGAUCUUCCAGCUGGGCGACUACGAUGGCCAGCCCACAGGCUUCCGCAACGCCGCCAACCAGCUCCGCAUGCACCCAUCAGACACCCGCAUGGCGAGCUGGACGCCCGGCACUGUCCCGUCCAACCAGCCCGGCACCUGGCCAAUGGCAAUUUUCAAGAACGUCAACAACGGGCAGAAGAUCUCCUUCUCGCUUUCCAGCGCCCUAGCCCGGGCGACCACGCUCCGCAUCGCCACAACGCUCUCCUUUGCGGGCGGCAGACCCCAGGCCUCCGUCAAUGGCUUCACCUGCCCUGCGCCGAGCGCGCCGCCCAAGAUCGACAGCCGGGGCGUCACACGCGUCGCGUACCGCGGCAACGGCGAGGUGUAUACCUGCACCGUCCCCGCGGGUACACUUGUCGCCGGUGCCAACACGGUGACAAUCAACGUCAUCUCCGGCAGCGACGGGGCUACCUUUCUGAGUCCCAAUGUGGUCUUUGAUGCUAUUGAGCUCUUCUACUGAGGCAGGGUCGAGAUUGCCAAACUUUGCUCGAUUCCCGGGUUGAUUUCGCGCGCUCCGUGUUAUUCUUCCGUAGCGUCGUAUACAUAUUCGCAGACACAAAUGUUCUCUCCAUUCGUUGUACAUAAGUUCAAGCCACGCAAUGCGUACAAAUCAACCACACAAUCAUGUUCUUCGACCCUGCCUAUACUUGUUACAGAACUUGGCAACGCUUUCAUAGACAUGAGGGCAGAUUUAAUAGCGUGGAACUGGCGGCUGUUGAUGCUCGUGACUACAAAGCACUGCCGGGGAAUAACCAUACAG